AUGGCGGAGCAAGACACCAUGUUGGUUCCCAAGGAGCCUUGCGACACACUAUGUGAGCCUGACGGUGACUUCGAGGUCAAGUGCGUGAAAUGCCAGUAUCCAAUCGAUGCAGAGGAUGUCAGUGCAAGGAAAGUUGGCAAACAAGGUCCAACUUGCAAAUCGUGUCACAAUGUGCAGACCAUGCUGACCAAGCAAUUGGACCAUAUGCCGAUGGAAUGGGAUAUCAUGAAGCCUGCUGAACAUGUGAAGUUCUUCCAGCAGUGUGCACAGUUGAAAGAUGAGCAUGGCACUUUGAAGUACAAGCAUGUCCGAGCAACAUUGGCCCAGACACUGCUGACCAAAGAAGUUUCCAAAGUCAGACGUGGCGCCCUGGGAGAAUUUCAUCCACUGCAGCAUUGGAUCAAUCUUGGUCACUCCAAGGAGGAUGUGGAGGAGAAAGCUGAGAAGAUGGUUCACCCGACCGUGGGAACAGUCACGUACCGUGUGGACGUGUUCUCGAUCUCUAUGGAGAAGAUACGGGAAGAAGUGGAGGAGACACUUCUGUCUUGCAGCCGUGAUGUCAAGAGGAAACAUGCUCCUGCAGAAGCCAAGGCCGCGGCCAAGAAGAGGGCAAAGGGUGCUCUGCCGCCACCUCCUCCGCUGCCGCUGACAGAUGAGCAGGUGCAAGAGAAACAGUUCUUGCAAAGCAUGGUCAUUGACUCUGACUCCGACUGUGAGAUGAUCGUUCCAGGCAAGCGACCCAAGUCCGACAAGGCUGCAGAGAAAGCAGCUGAAAGGGCAGCAGCAAGGGAUGUUGAGAAAGCUCACAGAGAGAUUUCCAAGUUGGUCCCCAGGGCGUUGGCAGUGAUCAGGCCCAUGGAGAGCCGCGUUGCCAGGCUGGUCGAUUCGACGGGUCAAGACAAAUUGGACCUACUGCCCCAGUGCACAAGCAACUUGAUCACGGAGAAGCGUGAGCUCCUCAAGAAGUGGUUGAAAGCUUGCUGUGACGUGACCGCCACCUUUCAGAGCACAGAUCAGAAGGCCAGCUGGGAGAUGGUGCCCUUCGCGGAUUUGAAAGAAGUUUCCACUGAGAUGAAAGCCUGCGCGGACGCAGCCAAGGCCGUGGCAGAAGCCAAGAAGGCUUUGAAUCCGCCCAAGCCCAAGCCUGCGCCCAAGAACAAGUCUUAG
This is a messenger RNA of Cladocopium goreaui, 1167 nucleotides long. The record is from the annotation of a GenBank genome assembly. Lineage: Eukaryota; Dinophyceae; Suessiales; Symbiodiniaceae.